Chlorella variabilis is the source of this 672-nucleotide messenger RNA. RefSeq lists its product as hypothetical. Lineage: Eukaryota; Viridiplantae; Chlorophyta; Trebouxiophyceae; Chlorellales; Chlorellaceae. Bases 1 to 672 code for a protein of 223 amino acids. Gene Ontology annotation, molecular function: 2-C-methyl-D-erythritol 2,4-cyclodiphosphate synthase activity. Gene Ontology annotation, biological process: terpenoid biosynthetic process. The transcript is spliced from 5 exons. The record is from RefSeq and is a predicted model, not a curated record.
AUGCAGCACGCUUGUGGAAUGCCCACAGCGGCCUUUACGCCCGCCACCAGGCCUCCCAAGGCCCGCAGCAGCCCCGGCAGCAGCAGCCUAGCAGCCUCCCAGCAGCAGCAGCAGCGUCCCAGCCGCCCAGGCCGAGUGCUGCGCUUGUCGGCGGCGGCGGUGGCAGCGGCGGCGCCGCCAGAGGCCCCCGUGCUGCCCUUCCGCGUGGGCCACGGCUGGGACCUGCACCGCCUGGAGCCGGGCUACCCGCUGAUCGUGGGCGGGGUGGAGAUCCCACACGACCGCGGCUGCGUGGCGCACUCAGACGGCGACGUGCUGCUGCACACGGUGGUGGACGCCAUCCUGGGCGCCCUCUGCCUGCCAGACAUCGGCCAGCUGUUCCCCGACACCGACCCCAAGUGGAAGGGCGCCCGCAGCGACAUCUUCCUGCGGGAGGCGGUGCGGCUGAUGGGCGAGCGCGGCUACGCGGUCGGCAACAUCGACUGCACCAUCAUCGCGCAGCGCCCCAAGAUGUCGCCCCACAAGGAGGCCAUCCGCGACAACCUGUGCCAGAUGCUGGGCGCGCACCCCAGCGUGGUGAACAUCAAGGCCAAGACUCACGAGAAGGUGGACAGCCUGGGGGAGAACCGCAGCAUCGCCUGCCACGCCGUGGUCAUGCUGCUGAGGCAGUGA